Messenger RNA from Cladocopium goreaui, 4281 nucleotides. NCBI's taxonomy places the organism in Eukaryota, Dinophyceae, Suessiales, Symbiodiniaceae. The record is from the annotation of a GenBank genome assembly.
AUGGCAGCCAUGGUGGCAGAGGCGCUACCUUUGGAAUCCAGCUGGAAAACUGAUGAAAGUAGUGGCAGUGCACAAAUCGGUGAGCGAAGCAGUCUCUCCAGGCUCUUUGGCGGAUCUCCUAUGAGUCGCCUCAGUGGGCAGUGUAGCUGUGGUGAUGGCAUCCUUUCUCUGGGUGACUGGUUUCGCUCCAUUUGCGAACCUUCAACACCCGCGGAGGAGCCAGGGCACGCUCGCUUACAACGAAUUCACGAGGAAAGAGCACGUGAGCAGGCCGCUGCGAAAGCCAGGGCUGAAGAGCUCAAACUGGAGAAUGAGAGGAAGGCCAAAGAAUGGGAGAAGGAGAUGGCCGAGAUUGAGAAGAGACGGGCGGAGCUCGAGGGAGAAGCACUCGAGAAGGACUGCCUGGCCUAUUUUGCCACGGCUGAUCUCCUGCUAGCACGGCAUGAAGAUGGCAACGAGGAGGAGACCCAAGAUGAAGAGACGCCACAGACCGAAGAGGUAGCAGCGGAAGAACUGCCUCCAGUUGAGAACAAGUCCCCAAUUCCCGAGAUUCUUCUCAGCUGGCUGGAUGAGAGGUGCUUGCCGGAUGAUGUUCAGGCAUCUUUUGGGCAAUUGCCGGACGAGCGAUGCCUGGGGUUGGCGGACUCUCUGCUGGAGUCGCUGAAGGCCAGCGCUCGUUUCUGUGAGGAAACUGCUGACACCUUUGCGCCGCCAAAGGAAGAGGAAGAGGGGGAGAGCCUCAGUGAGCAACUGGAAAGACUGCUGGCGAAAUAUGAGGAUCCAGAUGCACAGGACACCAGCCCAUUGGCAUCCACGGGAAAUGCUGAGAACGUGGAUCUGGGUGAGCUGGUUCACUUGCAAGAGCACAUCGCUGCCUGCAGCGCUGUGUCAGAUAGGCUUUCCCCUUUGAUUCCGGUCCUAGAAGGAGAUCUGGCAACGACUCGUUUGGUGGUGGCCUUGUCAACUGUUGACAUUGGCUGUGACCUGGCACGACAUGUCCCAGAUGGCUCGCUUCCGGCUCCCUUCCAAAGUCUUUCCACGGCAGAUGUCUGUUGGGGCCUGUGUUCCGAGAAACGGCGCCUGGUCUUGGACGCCUGUUGUCUCAAGCUCACGGCAGAGUGGUCCGAGCUGAGAAGAAAUGGCGUCGGCUGGUGGAUCAGUGCGCGAGAUCCGCAAGGCCUCGAGUUGCUGAAUCUUCUGGUCACGAAACUGGCGCAAUCUUCCUUGGCAAAGCUUCGGAGCCAGACACAACUGGGUGGCGCAUUAGAAAUCAUGGAUGCCAACGAAGCCCGAAGCAAUGUGCGGCGCCAGAACAUUGAUGAGGCCGUCUUCUGGUCGGUUGUCUUGGGCUCUACCAUCCCAAAGCUUCGAGCGUUGCUGAAAACAGGACUUCUACGGGAAUCGCAGCAGGGUGGUCUUGCGGUCCUCCUACAACAUGAGAAAGUGGGAGAACCCGAGUUCCUCCGAAAGAAUGCCUUCCGACUUCUACAGCUUCAUCGCUACCAUCUGGCCGCGGCCUUGUUCCUCUUGAGUGAUGCGGUGGAAGAGGCGGCGCUGGUCCUGGCGAACCAUCUCCAGGAUCUCCAGUUGGUUCUGGUCGUCACCCGGAGGCAUCCAGAUGUUUGCCAUGGCAUCAUGAAGAAGUGCCUAGAAGAUCUUCCAGAUGAUCCCUGGCUGCGUCUUCUGUUGGCAUAUCAUGGAGGAGAUACCGUGCGCCCAAGCUUUUCGGAAAAUGUGACAUCAGCGGAGCAAGAGAUUUUUGACCGCUCCCUGCGUCUGUGCCAAGACGCUAGAGGGUUGGCCAAAGUGGUGGACCAGCUGCUGCCAUGUAUUGAAGAGGAGGAUGACACGGAUAGUGAAGAGGAAGAGGAAGAAAAGGAGUUAGCUGAGCUACGGACAGCGAAUUUCUUACCGGAGAUCUCCAAAGCGUCAUGGGAGGAUGGGAAGUUGCACUUUAUGCCUCACGGCUAUGGACAUCGGAUGGUCACCAUGGUGCAAGUGCGCUUUGCUUUGCAGUCCAGUAUUUUACCCGAGAUGCGCAAGGCUCUUGAGAAGGAUGUUCUGGACAGCGACUGGCACGAGACCAGCUUUGUGGAGAUUCACUCGAAAAACCUCAACCGCAGCAGCAAAUGCAGUUUUGAGUUGCCAACUACCGCGGAGCUCUUGGACAGCGGUGUCUAUGUCUUCCAGGUGCGCGUGGGCAACGGGAAGAAUUGGUCGCAGUGGUCGCAUACCUCCAAGGCCUUCCUCUUUCAGGUGCCGCCACCUGUGGCUCCGACUGCAGCCUCCCUGAAAGUUCAGCGGCCUGUGAACGUGGAGGUGAUCUCAGCGACUGCAGCACGAGUGGUGUGGGGCGAUUUCAAGCCAGCCUUGGGUCUGACUAUGUUGGAAUACGAGGUAAAGGCGACACCAGAGCAGGGAGCCGGAAGUUCCAAGGCAUUUCCACCGCAAACUGUGACCUUUGAACACCGUUUCCGCGGUGGUUUUAUCGAGCAUGAACUGUACAAUUUGCUUCCGUUCACCUACUACAUUUUUUCCGUGCAGGCGCGAUAUCCCAAAGUGGGUUCGCGGAUGUGGGCAGGGCAGCAGCAAUCCGAGCCGAUCAUUGUCGAACCUGCUGUGGCCUACCAGGAUCCACCCACUCCGAUGCCCGUCCUGGAGCAGUCCGAGGCGGUGGCUGAUUCGAUGAGUUGUUACACAGUGAUUGAGUAUCCCUGCGAGGAGGAAGGCAUGCAGUAUGACCUGGAAUAUGCGCAUGUCUUGGGUGACGAGGCAGACACCGCGGAGCUUCGAUCCAUCAACAGCCUCUGGCGUGCUCCCGUGGAGGUGAAGCUCAUUGAUCUGGGCCGCUCCGGAAAUGCGGGUGGAAACCCACAGCCGCGCUGGCGUGUUCAGCUUCCCGAGAUCACCAACCUGCGCAACGAUGUGCUGAAGCUGGCCCUGCUGCAGCGAGUUCGAUUCAGGUUGCGAGCACGGAUCACACCUGAGGGCUCUACCUCGAGAUGGUGGUCGUCGCUUUCUCCACCAAUCUCCACAGGCUUCGCAGGCCCCGAGAGUGUCGGGACGCUGCUGGUGGCUGAAGCCGGUCGCCUCGCCGUCGAGGUUCAUUUCCAGCUGGACCUCCGACUGGGCGAAGCGGCCAGUAGCGCUGGCGCGCAGGAAUUGCAGCUCCAGCGAGAAGUUCUUUUCCAGGUUCUCGAUUCCUCGGAACGGAAACCAAGCAGGCCAAAAGGAUCAGAUGAACCUCCAGCCAACCAGUCAACGGUGCAUCACUGGCCACGUGGAUUUGGUCAUCCCUUUGCAACCAGGUAUCAGCUGUGCACGCGGCAUUUCGUCCCUGCUGACGUGGGUCAAGGGGAGUGGAGUGGUUGGGAGGUCUUUCCUGAUUGCGCACUGCCGGCGGAACAACCUGGAGGCACCGUACAGGGCAAAGAGUACAAAUGCUCAAUGCCUUUGCCCGAGGGCCGCGAUCUUGUGGCCGGCACCAGUCAACAUUGCGAGACGGUGCAGGUCUGCGUUCGCAUUGGCGAUGGACUGAAGUGGUCUCCGUGGCGAAUGACCAAAGAGCUGCCUAUUGUAUUGGAGAAACCAAUGGCAUCAGAGGAUGAGGCCUUCAGUGUGUGGCAGGGCAACGUCUGCAGAGUGGCGUGGCCACUGGCGGUGGUCCACGCCGGCAUUCAAGAGGUCGAGUACCAACUCAUGGUAGUGCCUGACAGCGCCCAUUUGUUGCCCUUCCUAGGUGCUGUGAUCAUUGCCCCUGGUCAACAAGAUGCUCGGCGAAACCGAAGCAGAAAGGGGGCUGCAAAGCACAGCAAGUCUUCCAAGGAGCUCCCAAAGACAUUUCCACUGAAGUCCGUGCCGAAGUUGGUGACUGGGCAGGCCCGUUUGAAAUCUGUCAGUGGUGCCCACUUGGAAGGUUUGGGACGUGAUGACUAUGUGGUGGCAGAGUUCAGUGACUUAUGUCCGGAUCUGCGCUAUGCCUUUCAGGUUUCGGCCAGAUAUCCGACCGUCGGCCCUCGGAGCUUUAACAAGAUCUAUGAGGUGGACAAGAUUUCAAGAUCAUCUGCACCGGAAGCUACCAAGGAUGAAGCGACGGGUGAGGCCAAACAGGUCACUCCAGUACCUGCGAUGGUGCAGGUGCCAUUGCUUGAGGAUCGUCAAGAAAAGAUGCAGCGCUGGCUGCAGGAAGGCGAAGGAUCUUUGGUGGGAGCCCAAGGUGGCCCUGGCGCCAAGGCCGUUUUUGUGGCGGAUUGGAUCAAAACGGAUUCGAUUCAUGGCUGA